CAUCACACAUAGUCCUGCAUCACACAUAGUCCUGCAUCACACAUAGUCCAGCAUCACACAGCAAUAUCGUUCAGGAGUUGAACACAAAUAUCGAGACGUGCGAGCCACGAGGGGGCUUCAGCAGAGACUUCGUGUCGUUUUCUGUUCCUCUGUUGAAGAAGCGCAGACCACAGUCAUUUACUAUAUGGUCAACAUUGUGGGUUGCGUGGCCACAAUCACACUCCUGCACUGUGGCGUGUCUUUAUUUGUCUAUUCAUGGACGUGAAUAUGCGCAUCGGCCUGUUGAUGAUGUUGUGAUGGAGUUGAUGGUUACUCCCGUGCCUUCGAGGAGGAGUUUCUAGUCCAGGAGGUGUGCGUUGAUGUUUGGGUCUCGAAUGAGGAGAUGGGUUCUAUUAGUCUGGACCUGCGCGUUGGUUCACUCGGCUCGCACAGCAACAACAGAAGCAGCCUUCUUGAAGUGACGUGCGGCGGAUGAGGAAGCAACGGAUCCACACCCACCCCGAGACAGCUCAGCACUCACCCCGAGACAGCUCAGCACUCACCCCGAGACAGCUCAGCACACGCCUCCACUCUCACACUGGAGACGAGAGUUUUGAUUUUAUUUUAUUUGUUACGCGGAUGAUCCCAUUUGGCCAGUUGCCCGGCUAUUUUUACGCAGGAGAUCCGUGGUGCCGUGAGCACAGCAGCAACAUAAAAACGUAAUUACUGUACCUGCAGUUGCAGAAAAGGAGGACAAAGUCCUGCAGGUUUAUUGCACAACGAGCACACGAGGUGCAGUCGAGCAUUCAACUGCGGUACAAGAGAGUCGCGCGUGACGCAGGAGAGUUGGGGGAGAGGCGGCCCAGCGCGGCUCUGCGGAGCGGGCGAGGGGAGUGCGCGACCACCAGUGCUGUGUCUGUGUGCAGGCUGCGCCAAUGGACAGAGCGAGGCCCCCAGCCCCGUGGCUUUCCACUGUGUCCCUGAGGCUCUUCACAUUGGUCGUGUCUGGCUCUGUUUUACCCAGCCGUGGGUUGGAAGUGCGCGCGCCAGGAGACGUGUUUGUCACAGCUGGAGCUGUGGCGACACUGAGCUGCACCUACCAGUGUGAGGCCCAGCAGCAGCUCAUCACGGUGGUGGAGUGGUGGAGAAUCGACCGCCCACAGCGUGCGAAGAUACUGACUAUGGACUACUCCAUCAUAGCCCACGACCAUCGCGCCGACUGGAUAGGCAACAUCACGUCCUGCAAUGCCUCCAUCUCCCUGCGGGACGUGCUGGUGUCCGACACUGGCACCUAUCUCUGUGAUGUGCUGCUUCUGCCCAUAUACUCAGAGGGCCAGGCCACCCUACAGCUCCACGUGUCGCCUUAUGAUGUAAAAAAAAAAUCCGAUCUAAUCCAGCCUCUGCCCAAGCCCACACCCAAGCCCCCGACUACGAUAAUUGUUGCCUUCGUUUUAGUUGUGAUCAUUAUCACGGUUAUUGUGGCUCGCUACUGGUUAAGGCCUAAGCCAAAGCCAACGGGUGAAAGCAGAAACAUUGGAGGGAGGAGAGUCAACCGUGCCCCUUGCGUGAAUUCCAACCACGGAUUCACAGUGCACGCAACCUCUCUUAGUAAAUGUGGAUGCAAGGAGUGCAAGAGUCUUCUCAAAUACACACACAAUCUUCAGCAAGAGGACAUGGCUUCAGCCGUGCAGAUUGGGGAUGAAGACAGUGAAGAUUCUGAUGGAGCGUCUGUUGCUAAUGUCUUAAUAUUUACAUGGAACCUCCCAUUCAGUUUGCCACAAUGCGCCCUGUGGCAGUAGAGCCCAGGUAGAAGCUGUCUUUGUGAGGCAAACGUUGGACCCAGCUCGGGCCUACAAGUGGGCAUCAGUCUGCCAGUUUAAUCACAGGCAGCUGCCUGGAUUCAAACCCAGGCAACAGCAAUGUUGGCUCAGCACUCUGACCUUGGAGCCACCAGGUCAUCUCGACCACUAUACGUGCCUGGCCACUGGCUCCUCGGCAGUUGGUAAACGCCUCUCGUUGCUGUGUGUGUACACGUUGAUGCGUGGACACUCACAUUUGCUUUCGUGCAUUGUUUUGUGUAGCCCUCAAGUUUCUCCACUUCAGGCUGAAGAAGCAACCCGAAGAGGAGGACUCCCUCAACAGGAGCUGGACCUGCACCAUGUGAGGGGAGGGCGUGACCUUCACGAGCUUCUCACUGUUCCCCGCCUCCCCGCCUAGGCUGGGGCUGAUCUCACCAAAGACAAAGAUCCUCCAUAUAACCUUAAAAGACUGUUGGGGCAAGUGCUGUAAGCGAGCAGCUAUGAAGGCCGGCACGGCACACAAGGGGGUGGGCGGCCAGCAUCGCGACCGACCGCCUUUGUCUUCCUAGUGGCCAUGUUUAUGCACUGGACCAGGUGCUUAUUUGAGGCCGAGUCGACUUAGGGGUUCAGAUAAUCAUCACAUUGGGUUUGGUGGCUGUGAGUGGGAAUCGAACUCUGGUUUCCGGGUUCCUAGCGUAGCGUACUAACCACGACACUACCGCACGCACACGUAAGCGUGGCAGAUGACCGCCGCCUUUGUAAGAUGACAGCUGAUAAGCACCCCAUUUUGUUUACAAGUCAGUUAUUUUCUGGUCAAAUGAACAUCUGCACGUUGAAGUCCUGAAAACACUGGUCGAAAUUCCACAUUCCUAUGACAGGGGCGAGUGUCUCCUCACACUCCGCACCUGCGAAUGCCCACACCUCCACUUAGCACGGUUGGCUACGUACGGUGCGAAAGAAGUUCAAUAUAAAUAUUCACAUGUUCUUUAAUCUACGUGUUAAGAUUCUAGCAGGUCAUUCAAUUAAUCCUUUACAAUUCGGAGUGUAAAUAAAACUACACAAAGCUCUAAUAUCAGUAAAAUAUUUGUACCAAAUGUGACAUUUCUCUUAAACGAACACCAUUCAAUUCGGCCUUUUUAAAAUCUUAAUUUCAUUUUAUACAGCGGAGUCAUUGAUGCUAAUUGCAUUUCACAACACUAUACAAUAACUUUAUACAUAAUCACAUGAAGGACUAAAUCCUAUUUGUAACAAUUAAAUAAAUGAAAACCCUCAGAAAAAAGUAUUAAUUAAAAUGAAUAAACAAACCCAUAAGUGGCAUAAAACUUUUAUACUGAAACAGCCUACAAUAAUAUUUUCCUGAGGCCUCAUUUACCAUCAAUAAUUACUGUUCUCUUUGGUAGUUUGGAUAUUCCAAACCAUUUCCUAAUUUAUUCACACGUUGCCAUACACCCAAAAUUACAUCGAAACCAAUCUGGGUUCCGAAAAAAAUACAGCACCACAUCUGCUGCAUUAUACUCUCUGAAUCACGUUUACAGUGGCCUUGAUAAUAAGCAGUACUGCGCCUGUCUUUUUCUUGACUUGUUCAAAGCCUUUGAUACAGUGGACCGCAACACCCUGCUUAGUAAACUAAGUUGCCUCCAUUUCUCCAAACACGCAGGGAAUGGUUAAAAAGUUACCUCUCUUCUCGCACCCAAACUGUAUUCACAGAUGGUUGGAGGUCAAACAGUGUUAAGAUAACAAAAGGCGUUCCACUGGGUUCCAUCAUCGGCCCCCUCUUGUUCUCACUUUAUGUCAAUGACUUGGGCACU
This is a messenger RNA of Petromyzon marinus (sea lamprey), 3586 nucleotides long. The record is from RefSeq and is a predicted model, not a curated record. Lineage: Eukaryota; Metazoa; Chordata; Hyperoartia; Petromyzontiformes; Petromyzontidae.